Molecule: messenger RNA, 687 nt
Organism: Aphanomyces invadans
Lineage: Eukaryota; Oomycota; Saprolegniomycetes; Saprolegniales; Verrucalvaceae
Exons: 3
Coding region: 1-687 (228 amino acids)
Biological process (GO): proteolysis
Molecular function (GO): serine-type carboxypeptidase activity
Source: RefSeq, a predicted model, not a curated record
AUGGUGUCCAUGACAUUUGCCUGGAGCGCUAUGAGCGUCGUUGUAGCGGUCGUGGCUGCGUCCAGCAGCCCACACAAGAUCUCGUCGCUUCCUGGCUACAACGACGCCAAGCCCAUCAAUUUUGACCAGUAUGCCGGCCACAUGGCCCUGCCGAGCAAUGGCCAAAAGAUGUUUUACUGGCACGUCGAGUCGGAAUCGAGUCCGUCGACCGAUCCGUUGGUGCUGUGGCUCAACGGCGGCCCUGGCUGCUCGUCGUUGACUGGUUUCUUUGGCGAGUUGGGACCGUUUGUCGUCCAGAGCGACUUGAGUGUCAAGCGCAACCCGUAUGCGUGGAACCGCAAGACGAACAUGGUGUUUUUGGAAUCGCCAGGCGGCGUCGGGUUCAGCCAGCGCGUGAACGAGACUCUGUACACAGACGACUACACCACGGCGCGAGCGUACGAGUUCCUCGAGCAAUUCUUUGAGCUGUACCCGACCUACAAGAACCGGGACUUUUACGUGACGGGCGAAAGUUAUGCCGGCAUUUACGUGCCGUACUUGGUUCACAAACUGGUCAAGGACCCGAUUGCGAACGUCAAGUUGACGGGUUUUGCAAUUGGCAAUGCAUAUACUGACAGUGCGUCGGAUGCUGGCUCGUAUAUCGACUACUUCUACUCGCACGCGCUGAUUUCGAUUGAAAAUGCAUGA